Cloeon dipterum is the source of this 2925-nucleotide messenger RNA. RefSeq lists its product as uncharacterized. The record is from RefSeq and is a predicted model, not a curated record. Lineage: Eukaryota; Metazoa; Arthropoda; Insecta; Ephemeroptera; Baetidae. The coding region runs from base 2146 to 2844 and encodes 232 amino acids. The transcript has 4 exons.
GUGAGCCACCUGUGAUUCAGGUCAGGGCCUAGGAUUGCUUCCGCCUGCCAAGAUGAUUCCGUUGAGCCCAGAAAUCAAAUUUUCCAUAUUUUCAGAGCUUGGCUUCUAUCCUAUUUGUACGUUUUGUACCUCUUUCCGAUUGCUUCACGAAGGUGGUUCCGCGCAAAUCGUUUCUAAGAAUAAAUUGCGCAUGCCGUAGGUGUUUGUUAUAUAAUCGACUCUGUGAUUUUAUUGAACAAAAAAGAGCUCUUAAAUGAAACACUUUAGAAGCGUAUAAUAAAUAAUUAUAUAUAUCGUAGUGCAUGCUGGUAUUUGCAUGGUAAAUUAAGUAAAUUUGAAAUGCUUAAUGAUUGAACUGUUAAAACAAUUAUAUUCCUACAACUCAAUUCUUGUCAGGGUAUAUCAUUAAAAAGCGUGGUAACAACUCUAUAUCUUAUGAUGAAAUGUGCAGUAGCGUGCGAAAAUAUUGAACCUGCAACUUCCCUCUUUUCUUUCCGAUAAUUUUUCACUGGAAACACAGAUCUGCGACUGUGAUAAAUUAUGGUUUAGAAAUUUCCUCUGGCUUUGAUCAAUUCGCAUUCCUGAUUAAAACUUAUCACAAUAAUUGUGUAUUUGUAUACAGCAGUAAAAAAGCAAUGCUUUGAUAAAUCGUCACGCCAUUCGGGAAUUGACUUUAAUUUUAAAUGUUCGGUCCCACCGCAAGAUUUGGAAAGGAAUAAAAAUAAUACUGAAGAAGACAAAUCACUGCUUAAAAUGUCUAAUAGUUGAUUUAUUGCUCAGGGUUAUUAUUGUCUUCAUCUAUUACGUUAAGAUGCAAGCACCAAAGUUAUUAUUUUUAUGAAUCGAUGAUAAUUUAUGUAUUGCGGACGAAAUUGUUAUGCAGAAAAAUGCGAACGUUGCUUUGUGCGCAAAAAAAUGUUCGUGCAUAUGUUUAAAGCACAAAGUGACGAUGAUGCAAAAACCAAAAGCAUGUUCGUGAAUUAAACUAAAUAUAUUAAUCUUGAGUGUGUCGGGAGCCUUCAAUUUUUGCCAAAGUGACGAAGAACCGCGAUUACAUUCGAAUUUUUGAAAACCGUGUGUGCAGUAAGGAAUUUUUGUAAAAGAUACGACUGUGAUUGCAGUUCCCUUUGCAUUAAAAAUAUUCUCAUUAAAUGCCAAAACGCGCAUCCGCCUCACAUAAUAUAGAUAUUCAAAAUCACGGAUAAAAGGUAAAAUCUUUUCACAAAACGGGGUACAAAUUUCGUGUAAACGCAAGAGACAUAAUUACACUACUACUCGACGUAAGCGACAAAUUUGUGUGAGAUUUAUCAGAGGUAAUUAACUAAAGCGAGCAAGACCAAUGGUUUUAAUUUGACUUUUACUCGCUCUCGUACAAAGCUAUAUUAUUAUGCUGAUGUUUGUGCCGAAUAAAAUGGAUCGUAGCAGACGUUCAAUAAUUUGUAAGUUGACAUGAAAAAAGGGGAUCACAAUCAUAUUCUUCUCGCGAAGAAAAAUUCGUUUGGCAGCCGAUCACGCACACUUGAUCAUUGUGAAUUUUGUUGUAAAAUUUAAUGACGUUUUUAUAUCUGCUUGAUUUGCUCCUAGCAAAAAAUGCUCACUGCCCCUGAAAAAACUUUGUUCUUGCUGAACCCUAUUGUUGCUUAAGACUCGACGAGUUUAAUUUGCAUAAUAUGAGGUUCUCAGCGCAGAAAGAACAAAAUUGUUUGCUGCCUUUGUAGUUAAAUGUAUGUGACUUGGAUAUGAGUGUUUUGUAAUCCACGCGUUAGGAAAGAGUGUAACAAAAAUUAUUCCUGUCGAAAAUUUGCAUGGAGAAAAUUCAAUAAAACCGGAGUGGUAGAAUACAUUCUGCGUUUAGCUUUUCCUACUCGUACUAAAAAUAAAUUAAAAAAAUUCGCAAGGUAAUUUUGGCCGGGAAUGUAAGUAAUUUAUCUUGAUUUUUCCUAGAGCCACAAAAAUUUCUAGGUCUAUAUUUCAUAGCAGUAUCAACAUUAUUGAAAAAUGUAAACAAUUCAAACAAAAUCUCACUAUCAGACCAAGAAUAUUUAGUUUAAUUUUGUUAAUAUUAAUAUAGCUCUCUAUUGUUGCACACUUAAGAGGAAAUACAUUAAAUCUUGCAGUUGUUGCAAGCAGAAAUUCGCGGAGGAAAUGAAUGAAGAGCUGAUAGAAAAGAAGCGUGCCGACGGCAUGCGGCUGCUGAUUGAGUCGAACCUCGAAGAAUUGACUAGUCUCUGUGAGAUCAUAGCAACCGAGGUGAUCAGGGUGAAACCUGGAGAAAACUGCUAUUGGUUCAUCUACCGCAUUCUCCAAGGCAUGAUCAAAGCUGAAGAUGCUCUAAGGGUCUGCUCCUUGCUUGAUGAUCAAGACGUGAAAUUUGAAGGUAGCGAAUGGGACGGGCCAAACUACAAAAUCAAGCCUCAUAUUCUUGACUAUUAUAUAAAGGAGAGCUUGGAUCACUACUUUAGAAACGGACUGAAACAACCCGCCGUCCCUACGGUUCCUGGAUGCGACGGCUGUCAAGACCCUGAAACCAAAAUCUGUCCGCCAGCAAUGCUCGAGCAUCAUCGUUCCCACACCAUUGGCGACAUUUCAGAGUUUUCUUCUGGCACUGAGAACCGUCGGGUCGAGCGCCAGCAAUCGUGGCACGUGCUGCAGUUCCCUGAAAUGCUAAUGCCGCUGCAGAAACCAGCCACAAAUGACAACGAGGGGAGCCCAGAGGAGACCGAAGUAAUAGGCGAAUUGCAGCAGGACCUGCUUGUCACUGACGUUGAGCCGAACAGCCCUGACAACGAGGACCAUGAGGCCCUAUCAAGUCCUUGCGCGCCUCCGACAUCUCCGAGAGUUUAAGAGGGGGAAACCCUUUACCUCAUUAAAUAUUUUUAUUUGAUAUUUAUGUUUAUUUCAAAAAUUUUCCAUUUGUUUUGUAUC